Paramecium sonneborni is the source of this 2490-nucleotide messenger RNA. The record is from the annotation of a GenBank genome assembly. NCBI's taxonomy places the organism in Eukaryota, Ciliophora, Oligohymenophorea, Peniculida, Parameciidae.
AUGUUUUAAGAGAUAUAAUUGAAUUAUUUUAAAGUACCAAGUGCAAAAAGUGAAUAAACAUAAUUAUUAGCAGUAUUGGAUUGUUCAGGAUCUAUGAGUAGUUGUAAGAUGUUAAUUUAAAUAUUAGAAUGGCAAUAUGUAGCUAAAUAUUAUAAUGAAAUAAGAAAGAAUGUAAAAUAACAUUGUGCUAUUACAUUCGAUACUAAAGUUAAAACGAUUGCUUAAGCUGAUCUAUCUUAUAAUAUUAAUACUUAUGGUGGUGGAGGAACAGAUAUAACAAUAGCUUUUUCAGAGUUAAAUAAAUUAUUAUAUUCUUUAAAAUAAAAAAAAAAUGUAACAGUAUUGUUUGUAUCUGAUGGACAGGGAAGUUUUACAAAAGAUUUAAUAAAUAAAUCAAGACCAGAAAUAUAAAAUUUAAAUUUUAUAUGUAUAGGAGUUGGUAAAGGUUUUCCAACAUUUAUAGCAAUGGAUUUAAGAGAAAUGUAUCAUAAUGGAGAUCGUUCAAUUCCUUCAUUAUUUUUGGUUAAUACAACAUAAGGAAACUAAGAUAAAAAUUUUGAAAUAGAAAUGUUAACAGCAGCAUAAUAUAUGAAACAUUAAACUCCAAUAAAAAGUAAUCCAUGUUAUUAAUUUCCUUGGGAUUAAAUGACAGAUACAAUUUGGCCUGAUUCUUGGGUAUCAUUCUAUACAGAUGAAUUAGAAACAGAAAAAGGAAAAUUAUAAAAAAUAGAAGUAACAGGGGAAUAAAUUGGAUAAAUUGCAGCAUAUUGGUUAUAAAAUUUAUAAUUACUAUCUCUUAAGAAAAAAGUAUCUUAAGAAGCAUAAAAAGCAUUAGAAGAAAUUAAUAAAUUUAUUAAAAAAAAGAAAUUGACAUUUUUAGAAAGAACAUAAGAAUAAAAAUCAGCACUUUAUGAAAUUAUUUAAGAACUUAAAUUUUUGGCUUCUUCUUAAACUUUAUAAGAGUUAGAUUAAGAAGCAGCAGCAUAAAGAUUAAAAAUAGGAACCUCUAUUGGAAAAUAUCACAAUAGAGCUUUGAAAUUUGCAGGUGUAUCUGUAGAAGCAUUUUAAACAUAUAAAGAUGAAUUUAUAGAAAUGAUUGAAAAAACUAAGUUUGUUAACUAUAAUUUCCCUGCAUCAAUUUUAUCUUUAUAAAAUUAAAUUGAUAUUUUAACAGAUCCUGAAUUAAUUUAAGGAUUGAAGAACUGUGAAACUUAAUAUCAUUUAGUAUCAUCAUUACCUAUUAUUGGUUAUGCAAUAUAUGUAAAACGAUCAGAUUAGUCAAAAAUUAAUCCAUAUUCAGUUGAAGUAUUAAAUAUUGCUAGAAUUAAUAAAUAUAUUGAUUCUUUAGCAAUUAUUGAUUCUCCAAAUCAUGAAAUUGAAUUUAAUAUUGGAGAUAAUGAUAAAGAGAAGUUUAAUUGUUUAUUACCAUUAUAUUAACAUGAAAUUAUUGCACCUUUCCUAAGAUCUAAUGUAUUUUAUAUUUAAAUGACUUUUGUAUUAAUGGAAAAUGCAGAUACAUGUUUUGAAAAUGCAUAUGCAGCAUUAUUAGGAAAUACAUUAUUAUAUAUGAUUUGUUAAGAAGAAAAUCAAUGGAAAUAUGAAAUGAUUGAAUUAAUUAAUUCAAGUUUUAUAUUAUCUUAUUCAUAAUCAGUUAAAGCAUAGUUUCAUUUAGAAAAAUUAUUAGCAGAUCCAAUUGGAACUAUGGCUGAUGAAAAUUUAGAAACUAAAACAUAAUGUGAAGAUUUAUCAAAAACUAUAUUAAUGUUAAAUUAGAUUAAAAAUAAUUUUAAUUAAGAUUAGUUUAAAAUUAUAAUUCAACGUCUUAUUAUUGAAGCUAUAUGUAGAAUUGUUAGAUAUGAAAAAUUAUUCAAAAAAGUUAUGGAAAUAGAUAUUCAAAAAAAUGAAAUUAUUAAUUUAAUCAAAGAUUAAUUUUCUUAAGAAGAAUUAGAUAAUAUUCAAAAUUUUGAAAAUCUAAAAUUAGAAAUUGCCAAUAAAAUUAAAAAUCUUAAUGUUAAUUUCAAUAAUUUUGUAUCUAAAAUGGAAUUCAAUAAACCAUUAUUUGAAUAAUUAUUAAAUGGACAGAAAUUCAAAAUUAAGACAUUAUAAUCAGUUUUUAGAUAUUUUUUAAAUGAAGAAUUACCUGAAGAUUUAUUUAUUAUAGCAGCAUAUCAUUCAAGAAUAGAAAAAUCUUAUGAAAGAACAAAAAAAGAAGUUGAAUGGAAUGUUGAUAAUAUCCUUAAUAACUUACUUAUUGAAUAAUAAAUAAAAGAAAUUGAAGCUGAAAUAUUUUAAAGUGUAUAUAACUCAUUAAGAAAUAAAUGCAAAUAUUUAUAGGGCAAUUAGAAUAAAAAUAAAUAAAAAAUGCCAAAAAAUUCAAAUGGAAACUAAAGAAUGACAAGAGUAGAAAGAAGAAGAAUAAGGAAACAAAAAUUAAGAGAAUAAAAGCUUUUACAAUAAUAAUAACCAUUAUAGUAGUAAUAAAUACCAUGA